AGAGAGAGAGAAAGAGAGAGAUGGAAGGGAUUGCUUCAGUUUGGAGUUACCAAGAGACUAUCAAUGAGCUGAAGAACAAGCUUCUCUACACCACGUACGAACUAGAAUCUGCAAGAAUAGAUGCAAAGGAGGAGAUGAGAAAAAAUGAGGAGUGCACAAAGCAACUUCUGCAACUCCUAAAUACUGCUUACCGUGAAAGAGAUGAAGCACGAGAUCAGCUGCAGAGACUAUUAAGCAAACUUAUGCCUAAUAGCAGUACAGAAAUCGGUUCUGUUUUCACGAAUCCUCAAUCUGAGAGCCCUUCAUUGAAAACCAAAGGAGCAAAUUUAAGCUUUACAGAAUCAGAUAGUGUAUCUGAGGCAUAUAAUCAUCACUCCUAUGGUUCCUCCCCUGUAGAUUCAUUCAUUGAUCCGGUUUCUUCUCCAGAAAUGUCAAACAAGAAUGUUUGUGAUGCAAGUAAUCUUGGAAAGGCAUGCCAGCCAAUCAUUCAAGAAUCUAAUGUCCCCAUCUCAAUGGACAUUUUCUCUUUAGGAAAUGUAUCUGCAUCAAUUGGUAUUAUUUCUUCAGGUGAACACAAGGUUGAUAAUGCUUCAUCAGUAAUUGAUAAACUUAUCAAGGGAAAACCUCUCCCUCCAAAAGGGAGACUCUUACAAGCUGUAAUGGAAGCAGGCCCGCUGCUUCAGACACUACUUGUUGCAGGACCACUUCCUCGAUGGCAAAAUCCUCCACCUUUGCAACCAUUCCAAAUACCAGCUGUGUCUAUCAAAGGCAUUGAUCCUGAAAAUGUUAAUCAGAAACCAGUUCCCAAUUCGAAUUACGUGGCUCAAGGUUCAUUGACUUCAUCAUUCAUUGGGAUGUCAUCUCAGAUAUGCUCUACUUCUGUGUUGAACUUUUCAUGCAGUGCAGGUUCAUGUUUAUCUACUGCAAUGAAUCAGGAUUUGUCCCACAGAGAAAUAACGAGUGGGAAGAGACAGAGACGCCAAUGAGAUGAAGAAACCUUCAUCUGCCUCAGAUGGACAAGACCCAUACUUUUCUAUCUUCUGUAUAAAAUUCAAACAUAGAUGGUGUAAAUCGAAUAAAUUUUUAAAAAAAAAAAUUUCAAUUACUUCCUUAGCUCAACUUUAUUUACAGAUAAAUUAGACUAGCUCAAUUACUACUUGGAUUGUCUGCCUAGCACAGGUGUAAUCAAGAAGUGGCAACAGAACUUGUUAAGAUACAGGAAAACAAAUUUUCCUUUGUAAAA
Messenger RNA from Telopea speciosissima, 1243 nucleotides. RefSeq lists its product as uncharacterized. The record is from RefSeq and is a predicted model, not a curated record. The coding region runs from base 21 to 986 and encodes 321 amino acids. The transcript is spliced from 2 exons. NCBI's taxonomy places the organism in Eukaryota, Viridiplantae, Streptophyta, Magnoliopsida, Proteales, Proteaceae.